This is a messenger RNA of Naegleria fowleri, 864 nucleotides long. RefSeq lists its product as uncharacterized. The record is from RefSeq and is a predicted model, not a curated record. The coding region runs from base 1 to 864 and encodes 287 amino acids. NCBI's taxonomy places the organism in Eukaryota, Heterolobosea, Eutetramitea, Acrasida, Naegleriidae. The transcript has a single exon.
AUGACUCAAAGACCUCAAAGCGCAAUCCUCUCAAAGGAAGAGCAUGCUACUCCCAACGUAUGCAAAAAUCAAAACGUGUACCAAAGUAGUGCUCAACAACUACAACGACCCUCUUCAUCGUACGGAAGAAUUCAAAGAAUUGAUACGCAUCCAUUCCUUAGAAGUAAUAAUCAUCAAUUGAAAAGACCUCCUUCAAGAAAUUCGAAAAUCCGAUCUCCAAGCCCGUCCCUAAGUAGCAAAGAAUUUCUUCGAGCACAAACCACAAACCAAGAUAAGAAGACUCUGAAACGUAUUAGGGAGUAUCAACAGUCGUAUUUACCUCCUCAUACCUGCAAUGUAUUCUAUCAGAAUGGUAGAAAUGCAGUACGAAGUAUUCAAUGCAAACGCUGCUCAAUGACAUUUUCUCAAUCUAGAUCUCAUUCAAAACCAACUUCCAAUACUCAAAAACUAUCUGAAUCGUUAAAGCCCAAAAAAGCGUCAAAAGGUCAUGAGUUUCAGUCGAAUAAGGAAAACCUGGAAAACAUAUCACUACCAUUUGUACAUGGCGAAAAUGACCACACUGAAAUGGAAGAAGCUAAAGCAUUGUUAAAGGAUAACAUCAAACAAGUACUGUAUUUCUAUAGAGACGAGCAGAAUCGUUUGUCUAAUUUUUCGAAAGGUAUUCAGACAGCUUUCAACGAAGAAUACACUCAACCAAAAUCAAAUCCCAAAGCUGCAACAAACCAAUAUGAGGAACUUUUUUGCAGAAGUAAGAGAGUGGAGCUAUUUGAUGACGAUGAAUACUUACGCUUAAUGAAGGAGUAUGGUGUUGACUGCGAACCUAGUUGCUUUCAAUUUGAGGGAUCAUCAAGAACACGCCUUUGA